CGCACGUCACUGAGCCACGAGGCUGCCUGGCACCCUUUUGUUCGGGGCAGUAAUUAGCCUAAUUGGGGCCACCAGGACCGGACCUGUUGUCGGGAGCGGUGACGGCGCUUCCCCCGGUGCUGACCUUCAGGCCGCUUUGUGCCGGCCCGGCCGCGGGUCCCUCGGGUAAUUACGGCCUCAUUAGCGCCGCGCACCCCGGCCCCGCGCUGCACCCUCAUAAUGCGGAGCCGCAAAUGAGGGGAAAGGCCUGGCCCGUCUCCGAGCUACCGGCAACAAAGGGUGCGCGUCUCCCAGAGACCAGCCCCGCUGCUCCCGCUGGUAUUUUUGGCAAUGCUAUUGUGCCGGGGGCUGGGGGCCGGGGCGCGGGCAGCCCCUAUAAAGCCCCGGUGUAGGGUGCACAGCUCAGGGCAGCUGCGCUCCUCGGUCCUGGCAGGACAUGCCCCAGUGCCGCUCGGCCACCUGAAGACGCCGGGAAGGAUGGAGGUGCCGAACGCCAAGCUCCAGAGAGCCGCCUGCCUCCUGCUCCUGCUCCUGCUCUGCUCCCUGGCCGCCGCCCGCCAGAACCUGCCCGAGUGCUGCCGGCAGAAAACCUGCUCGUGCCGCAUCUACGACCUCCUGCACGGCAUGGGCAACCACGCCGCCGGCAUCCUCACGCUGGGCAAGAGGAAGAGCGUCCCACCGGCCUUCCAGAGCCGCCUCUACCGCCUGCUGCACGGCUCCGGCAACCACGCCGCGGGCAUCCUCACCAUGGGCAAGCGCGGGGAGCACCCCGGCACCGCCUGCCGCGACGCCUCGGGCUGCGCCGUGGGUGCUGGUGCUCAGCCAACGCCGGCGCUGAGGGGCACCGACGCCAGCCCCAGGGAAUGCCAGGGACGCGCUGGGAAGGACGUGACCAAGAGCCGGGGAGCUGCGAAGAGCUUUUACUGAGCUGGGUGGGGGGCUGCGGGGGCAGAGAGGGGAUCCCUGGGGGGCCGCACGCCCCGGCGCUCGCUCGGUGUAAAUAGCACUUUUAAAUACCUCCUUGGGGCCCUGGCCAAGCCUGCUCAGGGCGCCGCAGGCACCGCUGGCCUUUCCCAAUAAAUGGU
Cygnus olor (mute swan) is the source of this 1085-nucleotide messenger RNA. It is a transcript of the gene HCRT, whose product is annotated as hypocretin neuropeptide precursor. The record is from RefSeq and is a predicted model, not a curated record. Gene Ontology annotation, biological process: neuropeptide signaling pathway; feeding behavior. Bases 331 to 927 code for a protein of 198 amino acids. The transcript has 2 exons. NCBI's taxonomy places the organism in Eukaryota, Metazoa, Chordata, Aves, Anseriformes, Anatidae.